AACUUGGAAGGUUUGAGAAAAAGUAUCCGUCUUCAACUACAUAAGUCACCACUUUCCUUGCCCUGCAGUCUGCAGAAGCAGCAACCGAACUCACCAACAAGAAGAAGAAGAUCAAAUGGCAACGAGGGAAGGAGAAGUGGUAGUCAAGAUCGACGAUAGCGACGGUUCUUGUAGCACAGAAACAGACACUGCACCGUAUAACGGAGAACCAGCUCCAAGGACACCAGUAAUUCAGGGCUCCCCAGAAAAACUGACUGAAUCUUUCCGACGGAGGAGCAAAGAGCUUCCGGAAGCUCCCUCCAGCUCCGACGGAGCUGAGGCUGUCAUCCAAUGCAGCUCCAACGCCUCCUUCUCCCGAAGCCCCUGGAAACCCCCCAUGAGCAAGACAAAGUCCAGGCUUCUCGACCUACCAGAGGAAGUGUCUCUAAAAUCCGACAGAACGGCGGCUUCCGGACGAUCGCAUGGAAAAGACGACGACGCUUCGGCUUUCGACGACCCCGACCUUGAAGACAUUCCAGAGGAGUACAGGAAGUGGAAGUUCAGCGCGCUCACGUUGCUUCAGUGGGUGAGUCUUGUUAUUGUUAUAGCUGCUUUGGUUUGCAAUCUUUGGAUUCCGAUUUUAAAGAAGCAAACUUUGUGGGAUCUUCCGCUGUGGAAGUGGGAAAUUCUGGUUCUGGCAUUGAUUUGUGGUCGUUUGGUUUCUGGUUGGGGAAUUCGGGUGGUUGUGUUCUUCGUAGAGCGAAAUUUCUUGUUGCGAAAACGGGUUUUGUAUUUCGUUUAUGGAUUAAGGAAAUCGGUGCAGAAUUGUCUCUGGUUGGGUUUGGUCUUGUUGGCGUGGCACUUGAUAUUUGAUAAGAAGGUGCAGGAGAAGACCAAGAGUAGGAUUUUGCCUUAUGUGACCAAGAUUCUUGUGUGUUUUCUGGUUGGGACAUUGAUUUGGCUGCUGAAGACGAUACUUGUUAAGGUUCUUGCCUUGUCUUUCCAUGUCAACGCAUUUUUCGAUCGAAUUCAGGAGGCUUUGUUCAAUCAGUAUGUGUUGGAGACACUUUCAGGCCCCCCUAUGUUUGAAAGGCGACCGUCACUAGAAGAGGAAAUAGCCGCGGCAGCUGAGAUUCAGGAGUUUCAGAAAGCGGGGGCUGCUAUGCCUCGUGAUCUCAGGGCAACUCUUCUUCACGGGGCAAGGAGUGGGAGAGUUGUAGGGAGUGGACACCAAAAUAGCCCCAGAGUAGGGAAGAGUCCCACGGUUUCUAGGCCAGCAUCUGGGAAGCAAGAUGAAGGCAUCCCGGUUGAUCACUUGCAUAAGCUAAACCAAAAGAAUGUGUCGGCUUGGAAUAUGAGAAAAAUGGUAAACAUCAUCCGGCACGGGGCCUUAACCACUCUAGAUGAACAGAUACUGGACUCUGAUAUGGGAGACAACUCUUCUUUGAUGAUUACAACUGAAUCUCAAGCAAAAGAUGCAGCCAGGAAGAUAUUUUUCAGAGUAGCCAAGCCGGGGUCUCCAUACAUUUACCUCAAGGAUUUGAUGCAGUUUUUGGUUAAAGAUGAAGCUUUAAAGACAUUUCGUCUCUUUGGUGCAGCAAGUGAAGAUGACAAAAUCAGCAAGACCGCUCUUAGGAAUUGGGUGGUCAAUGCAUUUAAAGACAGAAGAGCACUAGCAUUUUCUUUGAACGAUACAAAAACAGCUGUGGAUGAACUCCAUAACAUUUUAAACGUCCUUGUAACUAUCGUCAUUUUGAUAAUCUGGCUUAUUAUACUUGAUGUUCAUUUCACCCACUUCCUUCUCUUAAUGAGCUCCCAGCUUCUUUUGGUUGUAUUUAUCUUCGGGAACACAUGCAAGACUGUUUUUGAAGCAAUCAUCUUUCUAUUUGUAAUGCACCCGUUUGAUGUGGGUGAUCGUUGUGAAGUGGAUGGAGUCCAGAUGGUAGUUGAAGAAAUGAAUAUAUUAACUACGGUCUUUCUGAAGUUUGAUAACCACAAGAUCAUAUACCCUAACAGUGUUCUUGCUACCAAGGCAAUUGCUAACUAUCGUCGUAGUCCUGACAUGGGCGAUGCUAUUGAUUUUUGUGUGCAUAUUUCAACUCCUUUGGAGAGGGUGGCUACUAUGAAAGGAAGAAUACAGAGGUAUAUUGAAGACAAGAAGGACCACUGGUACGACGCUCCAAUGUUGAUCAUGAGGGAUGUGGAGGAGUUGAACAAACUGAAGAUAUCGGUAUGGCUGACACACAAGAUGAACCAUCAGGACAUGCUGGAGAGAUGGCACAGGAGGAGCCUUUUGAUCGAAGAGAUGAUCAAAGUGUUCAGAGAGCUAGAUAUCGAGUACCGGUUACUGCCUCUCGAUGUCAACAUCCGAGCCAUGCCAAGUUCAACGUCCAACAAGUUUCCUUCAAAUUGAACAACUUGUGUCCCGGCACCAGCAAACUAACACUCUUCAACUUGGACUCUGGUAGGACUGGCAUGACGAAUGAGGGUUCUUUGGAACAUAACGUUUGAUGCUGAGAUAUAACAGCAGAGCAGAUGCUUGUAGUUCCAGACUAACAUCUGAAAUUAUGCAUAGAUUAUAGAUAAAGUGCCAAUCUCUCUGGUACUAAAAAGCUAAUAACUUAAAAAAUAAAAUUUCUCAUCACUUGUAUAAAAACAAAUGAUAUAUCAUCUGUGUUUUGAUCACAAUGAAAAAUUUCUCACUCUAAUUGUAAAGUGUAUUGUUUUUGAACUUGGGAAGGGUGCCGGGUACACCAAGUAGUUGGAUACUUGAAAUAAAAAAACUUCCACCACUUAUAUUAUCAA
Messenger RNA from Malus domestica (apple), 2784 nucleotides. RefSeq names its product mechanosensitive ion channel protein 8-like. Gene Ontology annotation, cellular component: plasma membrane. Gene Ontology annotation, biological process: transmembrane transport; monoatomic anion transport. Gene Ontology annotation, molecular function: mechanosensitive monoatomic ion channel activity. Lineage: Eukaryota; Viridiplantae; Streptophyta; Magnoliopsida; Rosales; Rosaceae. The record is from RefSeq and is a predicted model, not a curated record.